AUGUCUGAGAUUGAUGUCCUCGUAUAUGGAUUGGGAGCCAUUGGCUCCUUCUAUGCCUUUGUCCUGAGUCGAUCCGACUCCGUACGACUAUCAGUCGUGGCACGUUCGAACUAUGACGCUGUAAAAGCAAAUCUGGGCUUCAAGGGAAUUGUAAUCAAUAGCGAGAAUCACGGCCAACAUACUGUGCAUCCAAACCGAGUCGUAAAAUCUGUCGCAGAAAUUUCACCAGUGGACUACAUCGUCUGCACCCACAAAGCAAUCGACCAGGAUGAGGUGGUAGCUCAAUUACAGCCAGCCAUCGACGACAGGACUACCAUUGUCAUCAUUCAGAAUGGAGUUGGCAACGAGGAACCUUUCCGAAAGCAGUUCCCCAACAACACAAUUAUAACCUGUGUGACGUGGGUGGGAGCAACGCAGAUAAGUCCUGGAAUUGUCGCACAUACCAAAUCUGAGGAUAUGCAGAUCGGCAUAUUCCCUAACCCCAAGGUCGAAAACCAGGUCGAACAACAACGACUUGAAACGUUCGCCGAUCUUCUCCGAAAUGGCAAGACUCAGUUCCAGGUUCUGGAGGAUAUGCAGAUCCAGCGGUGGGAGAAAGUUGUUUGGAACGCAGCAUGGAACUCAUUGACUACGCUCACCAUGGUGGAUACACAAACGUGGUUGAAGUCAUCGGAAGAUGCGACGCCGUUUACUCGCCAGUUGAUGAAAGAAGUCAUUAACAUCGCCCGUGCCUGUGGUGUACCACUGAAGGAUGGCCUGAUUGACCAGCUUAUGGACAAGAUCAAUGCCAUGCCUGGGAUUGGAAGCAGCAUGCAGACGGAUUGCAAAAGUGGACGGCCAAUGGAGAUCGAUGUUAUUUUGGGAUUCCCAGUGCGGAAGUCUCGAGAACUCGGCAUUCGAGCCCCCUUUUUGGAGACCCUCUACGUUCUUCUUCGGGCGGUUGAUGGCCGACUAAGGGCUGCGCGUUAG
Messenger RNA from Penicillium griseofulvum, 969 nucleotides. RefSeq names its product ketopantoate reductase family protein. Gene Ontology annotation, molecular function: 2-dehydropantoate 2-reductase activity. Gene Ontology annotation, biological process: pantothenate biosynthetic process. NCBI's taxonomy places the organism in Eukaryota, Fungi, Ascomycota, Eurotiomycetes, Eurotiales, Aspergillaceae. Bases 1 to 969 code for a protein of 322 amino acids. Gene Ontology annotation, cellular component: cytoplasm. The record is from RefSeq and is a predicted model, not a curated record. The transcript is spliced from 5 exons.